GGCCCCGCCUAGCCAACUGGCGUCGGCGGAGGCAAGCCGAGUCUCCCUGUGCGCGAGGAGCGCUCGAUGGCGAGGUGGGCCGAGGCGUUGCGCCUGUCCGUCGCCGUCCUGGCGGCCCGCCGCGCGCCCGUAGGCUCGGCCGCGGGCAGUCGCGGCAGCGUGGCCGCGGCCGAUGGGCUGGACUUGCUCGCGCUGCUGCAGGUGUACGAGCAGCCUCAUCCCGGCGAUGACACGCUCGGGGCCGACAGCCUGACCUUGCCCGACACGGCGAAGGACAACGGCCUGCAGCUCUUCCGGCCCCAGCGGCACCACACGUCCGCGUCCUCGUGGCUCUCGACGCAGCAGUCCCAGCGGGUCCUCAUGAAGAGCGUCCGCGAGGCC
Messenger RNA from Prorocentrum cordatum, 381 nucleotides. NCBI's taxonomy places the organism in Eukaryota, Dinophyceae, Prorocentrales, Prorocentraceae. The record is from the annotation of a GenBank genome assembly.